UUUUAUUGGGAUACAAAGGAGGGCAGAGAGGGGAGGGUGAAGGGAGAUGGCGGACGGGACUCGGAGGGAGGGAAUGAGGUGCGGGUGGUGGGGAAGGGGCAUGGAGGGAAUGAGGUGGGGGUGGUGGGGAAGGGGGAUGGUGAGGAAGGGGGAUGGUGGGUUUGUACGCUUCGUGCUCCAUCUCAAUGAUAUCACUCCGACCUCGCGAAUUCUCACUCCGACCUCGCGAAUUCUCACUCCGACCUCGCGAAUUCUCACUCCGACCUCGCGAAUUCUCACUCCGACCUCGCGAAAUUCUCGCUUGUUUGUGGAGCUUGCUAUCGGCUGUCGGUAUAGAUGCGCCCUCUCGCUGUCGGUAUAGGUGCGCGCUACCGGCUAUCGGUAUAGGUGCGCGCUGGCGGUAUAGGUGCGCCUCCUCCUUCCCCGCACCUUCCCUCCAUCCUUCCCCCCUUGCCCUCCAUCCUUCCCCCCUUGCCCUCCUCUUCGCGUGCCCUCUCCUCCUCUCCCCUCCCAUUCUCCCUCCGCUCCCCUCCCAUUCUCCCUCCUCUCCUUCCCCUUCCCCCCGCCCUCGCCCCUUCCCCUCGCCCUCGCCCCUUCCCCUCGCCCUCGCCCCUUCCCAUUCUCCCUCCUCUCCUUCCCCUUCCCCCCUUCCCCUCGCCCUCACCCCCCCUCGCCCUCGCCCUCCCCCCCUCGCCCUCGCACCCCCCCCCCCUCGCGCACGCACGACCGAAGGGAAACGUGUGGUGGAGAGGGGAACGUGUGGUGAAGAGGGGAACGUGUGGUGGGGAGGGGAACGUGUGGUGGAGAGGCGAAGGGGUGGCACGACCGAGGGAUCGGCGAGGGGGUGGCGCGAGGAAACUGGCGGGGUGGCGCGAGGAAACCGGCAAGCUGCCAGCGUCAACGGGCAAGGUGCCAGCGUCAACGGGCAGGAGGCGAGAAGGGAGAAUGGGGCGGACGGAAGGGAGAAUGGGGCGGACGGAAGGGAGAAUGUUGCGAACGGAAGGGAGAAUGUGGCGAACGGAAGGGGGAAUGUUGCGAACGGGAGAGAGAAUGUGGCGAACGGAAGGGAGAAUGUGGCGAACGGAAGCCGCGCGCCCGGCGCCGCGCGGAGUCGUCUCGAGUUACGCGCAGGUUGUCUCGAGUUAUGCGCAGGUCGUCUCGAGUUACGCGCAGGUCGUCUCGAGUUACGCGGGGAGUCGUCUCGAGUUACGCGAAGUCGUCUCGAGUUACGCACAGGUCGUCUCGAUUUACGCGCAGGUCGUCUCGAGUUACGCACAGGUCGUCUCGAGUUACGCGCAGGUCGUCUCGAGUUACGCGCAGGUCGUCUCCUUCUCCCUUGGCGCCCUUCGAAGUUCGGAGAUGCCAGCAAAAGAACACAUUCGUUGGUGGGUCAUGCAGCAGAUACAUUCACUACAUUCACUACAUUUACUACAUUCACUGCAUUCACUACAUUCACUACAUUCACUACCGACUGUAAAGUCUACGCCUCCCCGCUCGACAUCCUACCGUGAUCGUCCAGACCGUAGUGAUGAUCGUUCUUACCGUAGUAAUGAUCGUUCAGACCGUAGUGAUGAUCGUCCAGACCGUAGUGAUAAUCCAGAACCCCUGCGAAGCUACUCACCACUCCUGCGAAGCUACUCACCACUCCCUAGACUCAUCCUCAAGGCGGAUAUCCACCCGUCCUCAAGGCGGAUAUCCACCCGCCCGGCGGGGCUAU
Schizophyllum commune H4-8 is the source of this 1717-nucleotide messenger RNA. RefSeq lists its product as uncharacterized. NCBI's taxonomy places the organism in Eukaryota, Fungi, Basidiomycota, Agaricomycetes, Agaricales, Schizophyllaceae. The record is from RefSeq and is a predicted model, not a curated record. The transcript has a single exon. Bases 153 to 1511 code for a protein of 452 amino acids.